Trichophyton benhamiae CBS 112371 is the source of this 1050-nucleotide messenger RNA. Its product is annotated as F-box domain protein. Gene Ontology annotation, molecular function: protein binding. The transcript has 3 exons. NCBI's taxonomy places the organism in Eukaryota, Fungi, Ascomycota, Eurotiomycetes, Onygenales, Arthrodermataceae. The record is from RefSeq and is a predicted model, not a curated record. Bases 1 to 1050 code for a protein of 349 amino acids.
AUGGAGCCCAUUAGCGGUGGCUCGACGCCUAUAUACACGCUUCCUUACGAGCUUCUCUUCACUGUCUUAGAAGUAUUCCCCUCGCGUGAGCUUUUGCCGUGGACCAAAGUCUCCUCUCGGUUCUACAACAUCAUCUGCCAUAUACUCAGCCGCCGGCUCUCGGCCAUACGGCAGCUGAAGGGGAACUAUACUCUUCGACUGGAUUGCCAUCUCCCUUCCAGAGUCGCACUGCAGGGUCGCACAAUAGGAACAUACCUUGAUACCAGGACAUUACCCCAUACCCCGAGCGAACACCCUGAAGAGCUCGAAGGACUGCUAUCUCUGGACCAUGUCUUCUCAAUUGGCGACCUGGGUGUCCUAAGGGAGCAAUACACUCGGUUCAAGGUAAUGCAGCAUUUUGAAUCGCGAAUUUCGCCGGAUUGGAAAGUCUUCACAGUAGACGACCAAGCCGAUGACGCUGGGAGAAUAGGGGGUAUCUUGAAUGAGAACAGAAUCAGUAAGGGGGGCUUCAAGGCUCAACGCAAAAACUCCAUAGGCAGCCAGGGUCGAGUUACACCCUUUAGACUCCUCGUGGAUUCAGCAGAACCUUUCUCGCAGGUCUGUGUGAGCGCUCAGCUUUUUGGUGACCGUCUGCCUUCCGGUGUUAAAGUCUCCAAGGGAGUUGUGCGGCUUCGGAGAGACUGGCUUGCUCAACAGCCCAUUUUGAAUGCACCACGACACUUCACUGACCCUUACGAAGGCGACUCUGAUUCAGACUACCAUCCACUCGACGAUGAAGACGACCACUGCCUGACUGAGCAGGAUGUUCGGUGGGUGGACCCAAACAUGAAUUCCGGACUAAGCUUGCAUAUUGGUAGUACUCGAGAGGUGGCUAGCUGCGGGUUCCUCCGUGGAGUUGCCAACCUAGCAGAGUCCAUAGUAUAUUACACAAUUGAGGUUGACGUUCGGUCGAGUACUUUGCUCUUUGCCUUGGAAGAGGCGGAGAAGAUAGCCUCUCAAGGGUCCCAACGACAGGAAACACUACUCCUACGAACAUUUCAUCCUCUCUAA